Molecule: messenger RNA, 1492 nt
Organism: Neltuma alba
Lineage: Eukaryota; Viridiplantae; Streptophyta; Magnoliopsida; Fabales; Fabaceae
Exons: 3
Coding region: 90-1061 (323 amino acids)
Cellular component (GO): chloroplast envelope
Source: RefSeq, a predicted model, not a curated record
GGCCAGGCAAACGUGGAUAUGACCCGCGCGACCCCUCGAACCCAUCGCCUUCAACCUCCCAAAUUGGCCGCAGAUGCUGUAAACCUAGCAUGAUAUGUUCUGCUUUCUUCUUCCUCCAACUCUCUGAAUCAGUGAUUCUCUUCACAAUGUUACUCACUUCUCAACGCCUCUUCGCAGAUUCACCUUCCAUACUUUCUUUCUCCAAUCUUUACUUCGCUAGAAGCUCAACCCCAUCCCUCUCGAUCACCCUACGCCAGCAUCUCUCCAAUCCCGCUCAUCUUCGGAUUCUGAAGCUCACGUCAUUGAAACCUGAAAAUUUCAAUUCCUUCAGGACUUCCGCUGACCUUUUCCGUCUUCGAGCCUAUGAAUCCGAUGGUGCUGUACAGAAGGAUGUUGUGGGAGAUUUCAAUUUGGACUCUCUUCUUUCUCUGGCUGAAUUGUUGUGUCUGCUUUCGUCGGCAAUUUUAUUCGUUGGCUUCGCGGUUAGCAAUGUGAUGGCAAGCUCCAAGAAGGAGUUCUUAGUGGCAAUAGGGAGUAAGGUUGUUCUUUGGGGUGUUUUGAUGUUGGUUGGUGGGGUUGUGAUGGGAGCGUGGAUUCGGAGACGACAAUGGAGGCGAAUUUGUAGGGAGACGCGCAAAGAAGGCUUGCAGGUUAAUUUGCUCGAGCGGAUUGAGAAAUUGGAGGAGGAUUUGAAGAGCUCAGUGACUGUUGUCAGGGUUUUGUCAAGACAGCUGGAGAAGUUGGGCAUAAGAUUUCGGGUGACCCGGAAGGGGUUGAAGGAACCCAUAGCCGAGACUGCAGCUCUGGCUCAGAAGAAUUCUGAGGCCACAAGAGCACUAGUGGCUCGAUCAGACAUUUUGGAGAAGGAGCUAGGUGAAAUUCAAAAGGUUUUGUUGGCAAUGCAGGAACAACAACAAAAACAACUUGAUCUGAUUCUUGCUAUUGGGAAGACCAGUAAACUAUGGGAAGGCAAACGGGUAACUAGGGAGGUACAGAACACAUCGGAAGCCUCCAAGUCAGACGUGGAUGAGGUAAAUAAGAAGGAAUUUCACCAAAUUUGAAUCUUGGGCUGCAUUAAGGAGGAAAAUCGUGAAAUUUCGAUGAAGAAAAUCUGUUGUUACAACAUUCUUCUUUUUACGCUGUGUAUACUGAACCAUCGAUCAUGACACAUUGAAAUUCCUGGAGUUCUGUCCGCACGGAAUCAAGGAGUCUCGUUUUUCAGUGUCUCAAGUUUGCUGAGGAACGCUGUUACUGACGAAGUGAAGUUGCUUAAGGACAACCUAAUACGGGAUCAUUCUCAUGCAUAUGCAGAAGUCUGUCUGUUUCAGGUCAUAAAUUGUCAGUAAAUGGUCCAUUAUGCUAGAGCUUAUACCUUUGAUUCAAGCUUGUAACUUUCUCAUAAUCCAAUCCAUUUACUUCAUACCCAAAUAGUUGGGCGAUUGAUCGACUCCGAUUAAUAAAAUCCUAUUUUCACUUGCGUUUUCGCUCUCAA